Molecule: messenger RNA, 11475 nt
Organism: Calliphora vicina (urban bluebottle blowfly)
Lineage: Eukaryota; Metazoa; Arthropoda; Insecta; Diptera; Calliphoridae
Gene: MESR4
Product: misexpression suppressor of ras 4
Exons: 5
Coding region: 963-10154 (3063 amino acids)
Biological process (GO): regulation of transcription by RNA polymerase II
Molecular function (GO): DNA-binding transcription factor activity; RNA polymerase II cis-regulatory region sequence-specific DNA binding
Source: RefSeq, a predicted model, not a curated record
UACAACACAGUGCAUGGUUGACUAAACGAAAAAUGGCUAACGCCAAAAAAUUCAGCAAAUUUUUUUGUUUGUGGAAUAAAAAAUUUUUCAAUUUAAAUUAAACCCUUAUAAAAUGCUUAAAUUUUUAUAAAUUUGCAAUAAAAAUAUUCUUUAAACAAUUCUCCAUCGAAUAAUAUAAAGAUUUUAUGAAGGAAAAUAAAGAAAUAUUGGAAAAAAGUGUUUGAAAGUUGAAGCCUGCAAAUUUGCCCAAAGUUCGCGUGUAUGUAAGAAAUACGGAAGAAAAAAAAGUGUGCUUUGCCAAAUUCUCAUAAAAGAAUAGAAAAAACACGCUAAGAAAUUAAAAGUAUAAUACGCAAAAAAUAAAUUAACAUCAAAAGAAAGAAUUAUUUUAAAAAUAUUUUUCGAAAAGCAAAUAACAAUUAUCGAAGAAUUGUUGUGAAAUUCAUUUCAAGUGCAAGAAAAUUGUGAAAAAUUCUGGCUACGAUUGAAUAAGAGGGUGUCUCCUCUAACGUAGAGCGCGCUCGGUUGUCCGUGGUCUUGUUUUUUGUUUUUGCUUCGUUGAGACUCCGCUGGGCGAGACACAUAGACUUUCGGGCUCGUCGACGCGCACUCGUUUCAUGUUGGUGGUUCAAUUUAGUUGGUCUGCAAACGUCAGUGUGUGCGGAUUUAAAGGCUGUUGUUGUCUUGUAUACCGUGCCUGCUGCUUGUUCUGAUACAUAAGACUUCACUCAGCCAGCAGUUGUCUCUCAGACACGCGGACGGACACCGAAACCAGAAAUUUAUUAACAAAACAAUUAAACCAACGUGUUAAUGUUACCUUUAAAGGCUAUAAAACAACCAACAUUAAAUGGCGCUCGGAUAACAAAACAACAUCGAAAAAUAUAUUUCGUGAAGUAAAGAGGAAAAAACUCCUUAAUGUAAAAAAAAGAAAAUUUGCUUAAAGUUGAAACCCCAAACAAAUUAUGGAAACUAUUAAUCAACCACCAGAAACAGAAACAAUAAAUGUUACAAGCAUUCUGGACUCUAAUGUCAUCACCCAAGAUUCACUUCAAACUACCGAAGAUAUUAAUAAUGUGAAACAACAUGUUAGUGAAAAUGAAGAUUUACAGGAUGAAACAACAACAAUUACAACAACAACAUCAAAAACAACAACAACAACAGAACAAAAUAAGAGUAAAACCACAAAUAUUAAAUUACAACUUGUGGACAAAAUAUACGAUAGUGAUGAUGACGACGAUGAAUCUAUGGACGAUGACGAAGAACCUAUGGACAUAAGUAGCGCUGAUGAUGGUAAUGGUAUAAAUGAAAGCCAAAAGAUUCAUAAUGACAGUGAAGCACAACAGGUGGAAGCAGCUGCUCAACCGCAAACGCAACCACAACCAGAAAAUGUGGAAGAUAAAAAAUAUAAUAACGUAGCAGAUAAUGAUGAUGACGAAAUAAUUUCAAAUGAAACUAAAAAGUAUAAAUAUGAACAAUCUAAAGAAACCGAAGAAGAUGAAUUAUUGAAAUCGGAUAAUGAAGACGAUCAUGUUGAUGAGCACAAGGAACAUCCAACAACCGUCUUGGAUAGUAUCUCUAUGGCGCAGGAAGAAGAGUUAUUAAAAAGUGAAGAUGAAGACGAAAAUGACAAAGAAAAAGAAAAAGAGAAAGAUUGUAUACAAACAAAUGAGGUGGAGGUUGAGGCAAGUGAAGAAAAUAAACCACCAGAAGUUUUAAAAACAAAUGAGAAUGAAACAGUACAAGAGGAGGAAGUAAACAUGCAGGAUUUAGAAGAAGUGAACGAAAAAUCGUAUGCAGGUGAAUUUAAUUUAGAAAAACACCAGGUAAUAGAAACAGAGAUCUCAAGUACAGACAUAGUUUGUCUGGAAACGGAAAAUAAUGCGGAAUCAUCUCUCCAAGUAGAAGAACAUCAGCAAAAAUCGGAAAAUACGGUUAUAAAUCUUAACGACGAUGACAGUGAAGCGACAGAUAAAAUUGUAACAAUUGCACAUCAACCUAAAGUUAAGGAAAAUGCAGAAAAUCAUAGAAUUUUAUAUCAAUUUGAUUUAGAUGAUGAUAGCAGCAGCGAAGAUAGUUUUCAUUACAAGAAAUCACCGUCACCAACACAAACUAGCGAUAAUAAAGAAACAAGCGCUGCAGAUGAUGCCUCAACGAGUCAACAGCAAAUUUAUGAAACAGUAACGCAACAAAGCAUUUCCGUAACUACAGACAAUAAAGAUGUCGAUAAUAAUGAAAGUAGAGAGCGAGAUAAAGAAGUUAAUGAAGAUGAAGAAGCAAAACAAACUGAAAUAUUUGCUUUUCCACCUCCUCAAGAAGCUUCUGCUAAAAGUAGUAGAUCAUUUAGUGAUAAUGAAUGUGAAAUCCCAACAUUUAUGUCUCCUCAAAUAAAUUCUGCCAAGAGUGAGGAAUCAUUAAUUGAUACUAAUGCUGUUGGAGAUGAAAUAAGAAAACAAACAGAAAUUUCAUCUUUUCAAUCUCCAAAAACGGCAACUACUGCUAAAAGUGAAGGAUCGUGCAGUGAUGAAGAUAAUUAUACGGAUGAGGAGUCUGAAGCUGAAAAAAAACCUAGUAAAUUUUCGGAUUUAUGGAACUCUGAAAAUCUUAGUCAGAAUGAAAAAGAUUGCAAUGAAAAAACAUUCGUUGAGGAAAAUCCAUUGGAUGAAAAUAAAUUGCUUUCCAUUUGUAGAGACCCUAAGAUGGAACUCAAUGAUGAAAACAAUUCUUUACAAUUGCCUAAAUUGAAUGGCGAUCAUGAUGCUAAAGAAGACCAGUACAAUGAGACGGGGGAUAUGGAAAACUCGAACGAUAGUAACAUCAAUAACAAAGCUGUUACGUGUCGUCGUCUAUCGUUGUCUCCAAAAUCAUUAAUAGACUCAAAUAUUACACCUUCUUCACCCCAACAACAUUCAUCUUUAAUAUUACCUCCAACUGAAGAGUCCCGUAAUGAAAUUCAGGAAGAAGUAGACGAAAUUAACUCAUCUUUUGGAGAACAAGAAAGUGAAACAAAUAAUCAUAAUGACCACAAAACCGAAAUUGAGUCUGAUAAUGAGAGUCAUUUAAAGAUUAAUGAAACUAGCCGAGAUUAUCAUAAUGGGGAUAGUGAAGAUGAUGCUGCCAACAAAUCGGAUGUGUCAUUACCUCCAUCACCACCUGCUAACCAAAACGAGGACGAAGAAGCCAGUCGUUCCUCCUUGGCAUCGUCGGCAUCAUUUUCCACUACCACAUCAUCCUCACAACAGUUAGUUAUUGAUCAUCCUAUGGAUGAUGUUAAAGAAGAAAAAGUUAAACCCUUAAAAAUCACCCUAAAACGAAAAUUAUCAAACCUAAGUGAUGAUGGGGAUUCUAUGGGUCCUAAACAGAAGCAAGUCCAUUUGUAUGUUGAAAAUCAGAUGCCAGAAGAAAUUCAGAAAUCUCAAUCCCACCAUGAAGAACUUAAGGAAGAGUUACAUGAGAUUGCUAAAGAUUUGCAGGUGGAGGAAAACAUGGAAAUUGAAGCAAAUGUGUCGCAAGAAUAUCACGAUCAUACAAUGACAGAAUUCAAACAACCAAGUAGCGAUUUGGCUUUGGAAAUUAAUGAAGAAAAGCCUCUAUUAUUACACCAAGAAGCUGAAACUGCAGACCCAUCAACAUUUAAGUCUUUACUCCUGCAGCAGUUGGAAAAGCCCUUGGCCAUGCCCAAUAUUGCUUCUAAUCGAAAUAUAUCACCACUCACUAUCUCACCUAUUACUUAUGCUGCAGCUCCAUUACCAACACCGCAUCUACACUUACAGCCUUUAGUGGAUAUGCAAACACCAACACCGACACCACCUCCUCCUCCACCUCCUCAAGCAACAGGCGUUACAAAAUACUUGUGUUUUAAAUGUAAAACAGGCAGCUUUGAUACAUUUGCAGCACUAACAGAACACCAGGCCACAUGUUUAGUUUCUCACUCUCUAUUUCCCUUUAAUCAAGCGACAAUUGAAACCACGACAAUGCAGCCACCUGCAUCAACACCUCCACCUCUAAAUAGUCUUCAAAACAAUAAGUCAACAGCUUUAACAACAAAAUCAGCUGAUUUCAUUGAAUUGAAAGAAAUAAUUGCACCUCCAACGCAGCCAACAGUUGCCAGUACAAAAAAACGUUUUUACAAAUGUUCCACCUGCAAUACAUUUCAUGAAAAUUGGAAUUUAUUUUUACACAUACGAGAACAACACAAUCGUCACAUGUGUUUGUAUUGUGUGCGAUUUUUUCCUACCGCUGAAAAGCUGGCACUGCAUUUAGAAAUUAAACAUGAUUUGGAACAAAAUCACUUUAAUUCCGAAGAGGCUCUACGCAAAAGUAUACCAGUGUUGGAGGGUUACGCAUUGGAAACACGUUUCCUUAUGUGUUGCACCUGCCAACAUAUCUUCACGGAAAAUGAACAAUUUUCCCAACACGAUUGCACAGAGUAUAUAAAGCCUUGUUCGCUGUGUGGCCAAAAAGGCAGGCAUACGAAUCAGUGUAAAGCACAUCCGGAUAGUAAGCGUUUCUCCAAGUUGAAGAAGAAAAAGGAAAAACAUACACAGCCCUUGGAAAUCUUGGCUCCGCCGGCGACGGGCCCCAAUGAAAGAACCCAAAAGGAUUUCACUGUUCCACCCAUCACCAUUAGUAAUCAUAAUAUCAAUCCCACCAUUAUUUCUAAUUCCAAUUUGAACUGUGAUAGUGGUCGUGCUGAGAAAAGCCUGCGACCACCAACAACCAUUAACUCUAUGCAUAGUGAAGAUAGCAACAGUAGUAGUAAUAUGGUUAUUGAUGAAUCAUGUAACACUAAACAUAUGCCACCUGCACAUACACAAACACAGCCACAUCCACAAAUAAACACCAACUUCAGUCAUGGGACACAGCCACUAAUAUCAAGUGUACAGUUAGAACCAGAUUUACCACCAGACAGACAAUUCGUGGACGAAGCAAUCCCUGCGCCUUUGCCACCUAUUAAACUAGUUGUACCCAAAUUAAAAUUAUGUGUUCCCAAAGAGUUUCAAAAGUCUGUGGACGAUGCUCUAUCCACUUCAGAUAGUGAGGAGGAAGUCGACGAUGAUGAAGAAGCAGAAGAAGUCCAAGUACAAGAAGAACAAGAGCAAGGGCGAGAAAAUAAGUAUAAUAAUGAAUCCUUAUGCAUGGCAAAACCUAGUGCAACACCAGAAAUGUGUAACACAAUAGAACCUACAGCUACAACAACUCAAAGUUCAUUGCUUGCCGAAUCAACACCGGCCAAUUCUCAAGAUGUAGAAAUCGAACGUAACUCAGCAACAGAAUCCGCCACUGAAGCUGGUAAUUCACAAGACGAUGCUGCCUACGAAAGUGAGAGAGGCAACAACAAGUCCAAAAUUCCCGUUCCAUUACUAGACGACGAUGAUUCCCUGGACGAGCCCAACUCCAAUCUUGUACGCAUCAUGCAAGAAAUCGAACGUACUAAAAUGGACAUUAAACGCACUAAGAAAACGUCACACCGUCACAACAAACCCUUUGCUUUGCCACGUCAGCCAACCAUUUCACAAUCGAGCAAUAGAACCGCUGAUCACAAUUGGUCACCAACACCGCCAGCCUCUCCAAACUCACGUUGGUUUACGCCAAGACGUUCGACCAUAUCGCAAAGUGGAGAAGAACAGUUUCAGAAAACGCCACAGCAUCAACAGUUUCUAUUACCGCCUCCUAGUCCAGUCAAACAGUUGGGUACACCACAGGAGCGACGUGAUACCAUUGGCAGUGAUAUGAUGGAUAUUGAUGAGACUAUUACGUCGCAGCCAACACAAACAAUUUAUUGCAAUCAAUUACGUCCAUUAGACAAAGACAAUUUAAAUACUUCAAGCGAAAGUAUCGAUAUAAAAGGCAAUAAUGAACCCAUGGAGACGAGUCAAAUAACCGACAACGAAACAUCAGUAUCUGACGUUAACAACACUAUGUUGGAAUCCGAACAGUUCCACAGACAACCAGCAUCGCCUGUGUCACAAGAACAACAAGAACCAGAAAAUGUAGAACAUCAAGAACCAGAACAUGUAGAACAACAAGAACCAGAACAUGAAGAACAACAAGAACCAGAACAUGAACAUGAAGAACACGAAAACAAAGACAUUGACAUUGGGGAUGUACAAUCAACAAAACCAAAUACACCAGAGACACCUCAAAAUAUGGAUAUUUCUCUGACGCAGUCUACAGACAAUGAAAACAACGAAAGAGCUAUGAGCAUGAGCCUGAGUGAGCACCAAGAGGAGGAAGGUGAAGAUGAUACUGAAAUCGAUGUGUGUGAUAAUAAAGAUCAGGAGGAAAAUAUUCAAAUAACCGACAAUGAUAAAUCGUUGGAAGUGGAAAAACUACCGCCAGCCGAUGGUAUUGAGGUGGCAAAUGAAGAUACUGUCACCGUUGAUUUGCAGCUGGAUCGACCUUUGGAUAAAUAUGAAAUCAUUGAUUUUGUACGCAUCUGUUUAAAGGCUGCCUAUCCGUUGUGCCUGUAUUGCAACCAUGCCCGACGUAUAGCAGUGAAUGGCAAAAGGUUAGUGUUGCACAUCAUAGGACAUCAUCGUUUUACGGCCACUGUUGAUAGUAUAACGGGCGAAGAGUUAUUGCCCGCCACUAUAGUGACAAAACUAAAAAGCUUCCUACCCGAUCUAGAAGAACACUAUUUCAAUUCGAACAGUUAUUGCACAUACGGAGAUGGAUCGUUUACAAGUCCUUUCAAUGAACGUAUAUUUGAAUGCUUUCAGUGCCGCUUUGUCACAUCCACGCACAAAGAACUGUAUUUGCACAACCGCAAAAUGCAUUUACGCACUGCCAUUUUAUGUUUUAUGUGUCGUGCCAACUUCUUUAGCUUCAGUGAGAUCUUGUGUCACAUUUGUCCCGGAGUACCCAAUAAGGUUUCGGUAUUCGAUGUCAAGUUUCGUUGUUGUCUGUGUGAGUUAGACAAUAUACCGUCACCGUUUCGUCUUAUGGUUCAUUUGCGCAAGAAACAUUUUGCAUGUGAUGUUUGUUUGGAGGACUGUCGCGAUCAGAGUAAACUGUCCUCGCAUGUGUGGAAGCACAAAUUGCAUCACUUGUGUUAUCGCUGUGGCAUUGCGUAUCGCAACAAGUUGGACAUAACAAAGCAUUUGUUUUGGAAGCAUGGCACCGAGAGUACCAUUUGUAAAAGAUGCCUACAAAAGAGAUGGCGACAUGUGUAUCACUUUUGCAUACCACCCACAACAUUUGUAUGCGAAGUGUGUAAUCUAUGUUUCUCCAAAGCCAUGUACUUGAGGGUGCACAAACGAUUACACAGUGGCGACUUGAGGUAUCCCUGUAUAGAGGAUAGUUGUGAGGAGAAAUUCAUAUCUAGGAAACUUUUGCUUAAACACGCCCUGUUACAUCAAAUCUUGCCACCUGAAGAUGUUGCUGAUAAGGAGAAAGAGGCCGAAACAUCUUUAGAGAAUAAGGAAAAUGAGUUCGGUGGAACGAAAGAUACAGUUAGAGAUGAUCUUAAAAUGACAACCGACCUACAAAACAUCAAACAGGAGCUUGUAGAGAUCAAAAAGGAACCUUUAGAUGAAUCUGAAAUGGAGUGUCAGAACCAGUUGAAACAGGAGAAAAGUGAGAUGCCCGACAAGAAAGAAACGGAAAAUGAAAAAGUUAAGAAGUCUGGUGUGGGGAAGGACUCCAAAAAUGGCGAAAUAAAGGAAAAGAAGCAUUCGGUCUUAAAUGAACCACGCAAAAAGCGUAAGAAGAGCAAACGUUCCAAAGAGCUACUCGAAGAUUUGAAUCUAACAGCUCCUAAUCUCUCUGAGUCAGACUCAAGCGAUGAUUCGGAUUCCGAUUCGGACUCGAAAACAAAAAGUGAAAUAGAUGCUAUGCCACGUGUUAUGUUGUCGCCACCAUCGGAAGCUGAAAACGAUGACAAAGAAAAUAAAUCUUCGGAACCUGUAGAACCGGGACAAGUAUUAGAAAUUUGGAAAAACUUCCUAAAAACCCAACAAGGCUCAAGUUCUGUUGAAGAAUUGGAACGUUUAAAAGCCUCUAAUGAGGAGAAUAAGCAGCCAAAGCCCAAACCAGUGCAUGUAGCCUGCUCCGAUCAUGAUUAUUGCAAAAUGGAACCAGAACCACCAGCGCCGCCACCUGCUCCUAAACCAGUAGCUGCUAAUAUAAAAGAUGAUUUUAAAAAGCCUAGCACAGAGGUAAACUCUACACCGGAAACUUCGCCCACGAAAAGGAAACAAAGUAAGUCGCCAAGACGUCGUUUGUCUUCCAAAAGAUCAGACGCUUCAUCAUCCUCCAGCGGUUCGAGCUCUAGCUCUGAUUCCAGCUGCUCUUGUGGUUCAAACUGUUCUUGUUCUUCAUCCGACUCGGAUUCUUCUUCCUCGUCUUCAUCUUCGGAUGAUAGCGACUCAUCUAUGGCAUCCAACAAUUCGGUGCGUAAAAGACAUCGCAAAAAGUCGGAACGUGAUCGCAUGCGUAAACGUAGUGAAAGUAUUUCACCCUUAAAACAACAUAAACUUUCAGUUUCCAUCAGUGAAGUCAUUAAUGUGGAUGACGAUGAAACUGUUAAGGAAACAGAAAAGGUGGAAGAGAGACCUCCUUCUCCUCCCAAAGAACCGCUGUUCUAUGAAAGUGAUUUGGAAACAAAUGAAUCAGACACUGAUGAAGAAUUCUAUGACGAGCAUCCCCAAAAGUUAGCCAACGAAUUGUUGGCACAAAAACGUGCUCAACUUAUGGCGCAAACUAGACUCUCGCCUUCACAUAAUUAUGACAUCGUGGAAAAUAGUCGUCCCUCGACACCCUCACUACCCGAAGAAGUGGCAACAAAUGAAAAACCAAAAAUAAAAGUUAAAAAGAAGAAACGUGAUCGUAAGUCAUCUUGCAAAGGUCAAGGUAUGCACUCAAAUCAUGUUCCAGCACCAGAACAAGCAAUUGCGCCGGCGCAAACUGUUCUUGAGGUUCAUCAGCCAGCAAACGCCAUGAUGCAGGUGGUGCAGCAACAACCACCUCCCCCGCCAACUGCAUCUCUAAUAAAUCCAGUGAUAGAUUCACAGCAUAAUCAGCCAACUAAUUUAUACAUUACUCCUCAAAAUAUUAUGCCACAGACAAUUUAUGCUCCACCGCCGCCAGUGGGUCUUACAGAGCAUACAACUUUAACGCCUCGACCAUUAACGAUGCCUCCCUACGGUAACUCACAUCGAAUGAGCGAAGGUAGCAGCUGUUCUGAUGCGGACGGUUCUCUUAAACGUUCAAAGCGUCAAAGAAGACCCAACAAAUUCUACGGUUACACAAGUGAUGAUGAAAAUCAUAUGAAUGGUCCACCUUUGAUGAUUGGCACAAGGGCGUUUAAGCCUCAACCACCACCUCAGCUAACGUGGUGCAAGGAUGACCUUCCAACUCCAUCAAAAAGUAUACUGAACAAUAAAAACAAGACGCCAAGAACACCAAAAACCCCAGCUACUCCGGGAAGUCCUAUCGUUGGCACUUUUAGCACAUCAACAAGUAAGAAGAAAUCUAAACUUUCACUUACCGGCGGAGAGAAGUCGGCACGCAAAAGACCAGCCAAGAAAAAAGAUGCUAAGAUAGACAAUAAAUUUCCUCCCAUACCAACAUUAAAAAUUAGACCCUCACAGAUCGGCCUAAAUACCACGAUAAAUCACUCCAACACAAAGCCAGGCAACUACAAUACUACCGACGAUACAAGCAGUGAUGACGACACCACAAAGGGACAUGGACAUUUUUCAGCUUCAAGUAGUUUUAAUGCUUCUAUGGCAAAUCAUACAGUGGCUGCUGCUCUACCACCGCCCAUAAUACUACCGUCACAGCCGCCGGCACCACCAACACCACAGACUACUGCCUUCAAUCACAGAAUACCGCCAGCGCUUCUGCCCAAUCCCGACUUUGCCACACUGCAAUACUUCAAAGCCAACAACAUACGCUAUCCCAUACGGCCGCCUGCCGGUGCCAGGCAACCGCGAGAAGGAGAAUCUGUGUAUUGUUAUUGCCGCUGUCCCUACGACGAGGUGUCCGAAAUGAUAGCCUGUGAUGGUGAAAAUUGUCUCAUUGAAUGGUUUCAUUUUGAAUGUGUGGGCAUAAUGGUGGCCCCUCAGGGUAAAUGGUUUUGUGCCGAAUGUCGACCAAAAUACUCGGAGGAAUUAUAUCCCUCUUCAUCAACAGGACAACUAAAUAAUGUCUAGUGUAAAUAUCGAACACCACACUGUUUUUGCUCAUGUUGUUUCAAAACUGUAUAUAUCUUCUACCUCUCUUUCAAACUACUACUACUGUAUCUCUAUCUCUCUCAUUAUCUGAAUGUCUGGCUAACUCUUUAUUAAAUAAUUAUUUAUAAUUAAUUGUUGUUUUUGACACUGUGCGUCAAGUUCGACAAAUAUGGAAAUGGCUCAAUCUUUAUUUGGUUGAUUAAAACUGACAUACAAAAACUGAAUAAAGAAAAACAAAUUUAAAUAUUCUAACACUAAUAAAAGAAACGCCAAAAUACGCUUAUUAUAUGAUAAAAUUAUUUACUAAAUAGACUCUGGUUUUUAGCUUAAUUUUUUUUAUUUUAUUUUUUUUUCUUUAAUAUUAGAACUCAAACAAACAAAAGGAAACAAAUAUAAUAAUAAUACCUUUUUAAUACAUUUUUGAACUUAUGAGAAUUAUUACGAAAUUGGAAUACAAUAUUUAAUAACAUUUAUUAAGAAAUCAAUUAAAUGCUGUUUAUAAUUAAAAAAAUAAAAAGAAAAAUAAUACUUGAACUCUGGGAAUAUAAUUUAUGUUCAUGUUUAACUUCUUUUAACUUCUAUCUCUUAAUUUAACUUUAUAAUUGAAAAACAAACAACAACAAAACUAAAACAUAAAAUAGAGUAAAUAUUAAAAUACAAUACAUACAUACAUAUAUUAAUUAUUUAAUUAAGCUACAUUAAAAUCAAUCUAUAUUUAAUGAUAUAUAAAAAGCAAAUAAGUUUUAUGUAAAUAUUAUAAAUAUUUAUUUCUAGUUGCAAACAAAAUCGAAAUAACAUAACAUUAGGUAAUUACAUUCAAUGUAAUUAUUUGUUAAAGCAGUUAUGUCUAUUCCCUACCCUACCUACUGUUGGUAUAUGAAACUUAUUCAUUUUAAUUUAAACACUUGUAAAUUUUCUAUUAAUUUAGUUUAUUAUUUCUUCUUUCUGCCUUUUGUGUAAACAUAUUGUAAAUUUCUUAUUUUUUUAUUUUUUUUGAACAUAUUUCUGUAGCACUUUAAUGAUUAAUUACAAACAACAAUUACGUAUCAUGAUAUUUCACUUACGUAAGUUAUCUGUGUAUAUUAUAUAAUAUGGAAGAAAAUAUAAUAUUAAAAUACUUUAAAUUUAACUUUAUUAUUAAACUAAUUCUAUUAAAAGAUUCAUUUAAAAUACAUACAAUACAUAUAUAUACAAAAUACAAAUAAAAUUAUCUUGCAAAAUAAAUAAAAAGGAAAUAUUAAAGAUUUGCAAAUAUUUUGCAUAACUCUUUAAAACUCUAUAUAUUAUAAAAUGAAACAAA